This is a messenger RNA of Neolamprologus brichardi, 5441 nucleotides long. Lineage: Eukaryota; Metazoa; Chordata; Actinopteri; Cichliformes; Cichlidae. The record is from RefSeq and is a predicted model, not a curated record.
AUGUCAAACGUAUGCAGAGACUUCUUUUCUUACACUUUGGAGUGUCUGCAAGUUAAAACACCAUAUUAUAUCCAACUCUGUGAAGAGAACAUUUACAGCUUUGAAAAGAGCAAAUCCGUUCGCUGUGCUUUCUUCAAAGAGAUUGCCCUGCACUGUGGAAACAACAGCUAUGUGUGGCAGAAAUGGAGAGCUAUAACCAAAUGUGCUGAGCCGACAUGUCCUGGAGACCUGGUUUAUAAAGAAGAGGGUAAUGCAUUUAUUCCCAGCUGCUCCAACCCUAACCCCAGCUUUUCCAGCCAGGCUAUCACCAGCACUUGUGUCUGUCCAAAGGGUAAGGUGCUUGAUGAUCACGCAGAAGACUUCCACUGCGUGAAUGUGACUAGCUGCCCCUGUGUCUUCUCUGGUAGGACUUACUUAACUGGAGACAUACGUAACACUAAGUGUCAGGCAUGUACAUGUGAUGGUGGAGGAUGGCAUUGCUCAGAGAAUUCCUGCCUAGGUGGAUGUGACAUUGAAGGGCAAUUUGUAACAACAUUCGAUGGCAAAAAAUAUGUUGUUCCUGGUAAAUGCACAUAUGUGGCCUCACAGGGCUUAAACUGGACAAUAAAUGUUGAAUUUUCUGGGAAGCAUGCAUCUAUACAAACAGUCGUUCUCCAGAUUUUCCAGGAAAUGUACACAUUCACACGCAGCAUGGUUAAAUUUGGAGACCAAGAAAUUACUGAACUUCAUCAGUCUGAUCAUGCCCUGGUUUUCUGGCAGUCCUCUAUGUAUGUUGAAGUCCAUACAUCCUUUGGUAUGAAGAUCCAAGUCCAGGUGUCUCCUGAAAUCCAACUUUGCAUUACACCACCAGGAAACCACACAGGCACGAUUUCAGGUCUCUGUGGCAACAACAACAAGGACACCACAGAUGACUUCACCAGCAGCAGCGGGAUCAUCGAGAACUCACCUGAACCUUUUGCGCUGUCCUGGAGCGUGGGCCGUUGUACGCCGAACAUACCGCCAACCUGCAUUAAUACCGACAACGAAAUAUUUGCUGAUGAAAAGUGUUCUGUCUUGAACAACCCAGCUGGGAUAUUUGCAAAGUGCCACGGCUACAUCCCAACUGAUCAGUUCCAUACGGCUUGCAUCCUAAGAACUUGUAACUGCGGUACCAAUUUGGUCCAGUGCUUGUGUGUUGCUCUGGGCAACUAUGCCAAAGCAUGUGCCAGUCUUGGAGUUGAACUUGGUGACUGGAGGAAGGCUACCAACUGCUCACUGACAUGUGAAAAGAACCAAGAGUUCUCCUACAAUGUGCGAGCUUGCAACCAUACAUGCCGCUCCCUGUCUGCUCCUGAUCCUCGCUGUGGGCAGGAAGACGCUCCCGUGGAGGGCUGUGGCUGCCCAGAAGGAACCCACCUGAACCAAGGACAAAUCUGUACACCGAAGACUGAAUGUGAUUGCCAUCAUCACGGCGGUAUAACGGCACCAGGGCCUGUUGUUAUCGAUGGACGACAGUGCAACUGUAAGAAUGGAGAGCUGCAGUGCUCCAAGGACUGUGGCUGCAGGAAUGGAAAGGUGUGCGUGCACUGCUCAGAAUACCCAGUUAACACAGCUCAGAAAACUUGCGACAGUCUCAGCAAACCACUGGUUGCCAGUGUGACUUGUGAGAGUGGCUGUUACUGCCCACAUGAUCAAUAUGAAGAUCACCAUGGAAACUGUGUAUCACGGGACAACUGCACCUGUGUGUACAGUGGGAAAGUCUUCAGGGCAGGAGAGACUGUUAAAACCAACUGUAAAAAAUGUGUCUGUGGUCAGGGUCAGUGGGACUGCACAGACGAGCCGUGUCCCGGGACAUGUCAAGUCUAUGGAAAUGGACAUUAUCAGACCUUUGACGCUAAAUGGUAUCGAUUUGGUGGUCACUGCCAGUAUACACUUGUAGAGGAUUACUGCAGAAGUCAAAACGGCACCUUUUCUCUCCGAGUGGAGAGUGUGCCCUGCUGUGAUGAGGCACUCACCUGUUCACGCUCCAUCAUACUGGACUUGCAGAGCAAAGUCACCCUUAUCCUGAAUGACAUGAGAGUGACCAAGCAAAUCCAAAAAGGCUGGACUUUGCAGCAAGAUCCACUUUACACAAUACACACAGUGGGACUCUAUAUCAUAAUCUCAGUGCCCAGCAAAGGUCUAACUCUAAUAUGGGACAAACACACCCGGAUCACCGUAGAACUUCAUCCAGACUGGAGGAACAGAGUGUGUGGCCUCUGUGGGAAUUUUGACUCCAAUGAGCUGAAUGACUUGCAGAUAAGUGGCUCAGCAGUGGUUUCUAGUCCAAUGGCCUUUGGCAACAGCUGGAAGGCAGCAACUCCCCCUUGUACUGAUGUGACCACUGAGAUAUUUCCAUGUGAACGCAAUUCCUACUGCUCGGCCUGGGCCCAGAGGCGCUGUAUGAUCCUUAAAGGAGGCACCUUCAAAGACUGUCACUUGAAAGUGGAUCCAGAGCCCUACUACCAUGCCUGUGUGCAGGAAUCCUGCUCUUGUGAGUUUGAAGGGAAAUUCCUGGGUUUCUGCACAGCUGUGGCAGCUUAUGCAGAGGCCUGCAGUGACCAGGACGUCUGCAUAGAUUGGAGGACACCUGAUAUGUGCCCAACUACUACUGUAACAUGGUCCCCCACCACCUCUGAACCAAACACUACAACUACUUCGGGUACCAGUGAAACAUGGUCAACAAUGCCCACUACUACAUCUGCAGCAACUACUAAAACUACAACUGGAACCACAGGGUCCAGCACCACUGCUGAACUUUCCACCACUAAACCAACAACUACUUUACCUACCACCAUUACCUCAAUAGCCCCUACAGAAGCUAACACAACUACAGCCACUAUCAGCACACUCUCCACAUCACUGUCAACUUCUUCAACAUCCGUAACUCACUCGACACACCCUACAACAGUAACAGAGUUUACAACAGAGACUCCCACUGAAUCUGCUAGUACUGUACUUUCAACCUCUUACCUACCUACAAGUACUUCAUUCCUUAAUGCUUCAACAACAUGGGCCACAGAAUCAGAGCCGACAAACACAGUUAUACCAACAUAUGUCUCAACACCUCCACCAUCGACAAAACAUACGCAGCCAACAGUCACUACACUUCAGUCCACCAGCACCUUUGCAACCAAUUCUACAUCUGCUGUAACCUCAGAUCUGACAGCAAUAAGCACAGAAGUUCCCACUGUAUUUACUACAACCACCCAACCUACUACCUCCCACUCUGAAUCAACAACAUCUAAAUCUACGUCGCCACUGAUAACUAAUACUGUGACAACAUCUGGACAAACAGAAAUAACAGAAACAGCUGCUACAACAAUGGGAACCCAUAGCACUUCAGUAGGCACCACAACAUUUUCAUCUAUUAAUACAGAAUCCACACCCGAAAUUAACACAGGACCCCCAAUCACAACAACACCACCUCAGAACAACUCCCAAGUAUUUCCCACAACAUUUGGAACACUUCAGCCGACAAGCACGUUUGCAACCAAUGCAACAACUGCAGUAACGUCAGUCUGUAGAUGUGUAGACCUGAAGAGUAAAAAAAGCUGGAUUUGUGGGGAGACAUGGACAGAGGACUGCUUUGAUAAGCGCUGUGUUGGUGGAAAGAUAGAGUUGACCCCAGUGGUUUGCCCAAAGUCUACAGCUCUGUCCUGUCCCAGAGAACGGGCCAUAAAGGUCUCGGAUGGAUGCUGUGAAACAUGGAAAUGUGACUGUCACUGUGAGCUGUUUGGGGAUCCCCACUAUGUUUCUUUCCAAGGAAUACCCUUUGAUUUCUUGGAUCAGUGCUCCUACAUCUUGGUUGAGGAGCAGUCACCACGUCAUAAUCUGACCAUUGCUGUGGACAACUUUUAUUGCGUGCCUGGCCUGCAAGGCUCCUGUGCCAAAGGACUCAUUCUGAAAUAUCAAAACAAUGUAGCUGCACUCAACAUCAACACACAAUUGUUUGUAGUACAGGCUACACUGAACAAUGUGACAGUCCAACCACCAUAUGAAGAGAAUGGUUUUAGAUUUGAGACCACGGGGUACAUGGUGUCAAUUCAUCUCCCAGAGAUUCGUUCUUAUGUCUCCCUCACUCCAUUCUAUAGCCUGGUUGUGAACCUGGCCAUGGAGCAUUUCCUCAAUAACACCCAGGGACAAUGCGGUGUGUGUGGUGGAGCAUCAUGUAUUCGUAAAGGAGGGCAGAUUGAGGAUGACAGCUGCUGUGAUAAGACGGCCUAUGACUGGGUGUAUCCAGAUCCUCUGAAGCCUGCCUGUAAUUCUGCACCAAGGGAUGUACCCUGUCUUCCUGGGCCAACCUCAGCACCUCCUCCCCCACCUCCGCCUCCCUGCCCUCCAAACCCAUUAUGUGAAUUUCUACUCCACCCCGUCUUUGAAAACUGCAGCAACUACGUGGAUCUAAACCUUAAAAAGAAGAACUGUGAGUUUGAUUCAUGCAGGAACCUAAAUGGUUCUUGCUCAUCUCUGGAGCAAGUUGCAGGAGAAUGUAAAAGCUUUGGUUUCUGUAUUGACUGGAGAGGACUGACUAAUGGAACCUGUGAUGUGCCAUGUCCAGAAGGAUUGGUUUACAGAGAAUGCAGCACAAAGUUGGAUGACUUCUGCUAUGGAGGCGUGCGCUAUCCAGGAGCUUUGCUUGAAAAGAAAAGCACAGGUUGUUUCUGUCCCAGCAACCUGGCCAGAGCAGGAAAUCACUCGAACAUCUGUUUGCCUGUUUGUUCCUAUUGCAAAGGACCAAGUGGAGAACCUAAACUUCCUGGUGAAGUCUGGCAGUCCAACUGCAAACUGUGUACAUGUAACAACCAGACUAUGACUGAAGAGUGCUUUCCACCACCUCCUAAGCCAGCUCCCCUCUGUGGCCCCAAUGCAGUUUUGAUAAACACUUCCUGCUGUGGUGAUGCGAUUUGUGUUGACAAGACCUGCAGUUAUAAUGAGAAGAUAUACAAGGUGGGAGAUCGGUGGACAGAUCCUGCCCAUCCCUGCAGGUCACUGAAGUGCAGUAAAGAAGGCAUUCAGACUGAGACCAAAGUCUGCUCCAAUGAAAGCUGCUCUGAGGAGGACAGAAUCUGGGAUGACCAACACUGCUGCUUUACAUGUAACCAGGGCUGUGCUGCUAGGAUGUCCACCCUCAACAUCACUGUAGAUAACUGCACCACUGUCAUGCAGAUGCCUGUGUGUCAGGGGAAAUGUGAAUCUCAGCCAAGGGUGGAGUUAGAUGGUGAUCUGUUGGAGCAGCGCAACACAUACUGUCUGGACUGGAUAUCAGAGAGGAGACCAGUGACUCUGCUUUGCUCUGACCUCAGUACGAGACAAUACUACUACAAGCACAUCACCAGCUGUGCUUGUAGAUCUUCUGGCUCAAGCUGAAAAAUAAAACUCAGAUGAAAGAAAGAAUUAUCCAUUAGAUUGUCACAUGAAAA